UUCUUUCUAAUGACACAAUGAGGACAGCCAAGCCAACAUGAGCUCCGUCAUCGUUAAUACGGCUCCGACCGUGACCGUAACGAUCAGCAGCAGCCGGAACUCCUUUACGGCUGAGAAGAGGCUGGACCGGGGCCUCACUCUUGCAGAGAUGAAGUGUAAGCUGGAGCUUGUGGUGGGAUCUCCGGCAUCUUGUAUGGACUUGCAGCUGUACAACACCGACAACAGAUUUCUGCUCAACCUGGAUCAGGACGAUGCCCUCCUGGGAUCCUAUCCUGUUGGCAAUGGCUGCAGGAUUCACGUAAUAGACAAGAGCGGAGCCAGAAUCGGAGGAUUUGAGGACCUUUCCAGAGUGGAGAAAUAUGAAAUAUCACAAGACACCUAUGAGAAAAGAUCAGAUUCAGUGCGCUCAUUUCUCAAGAAGAAUAGGAUGGGUAAAUUUAACGAGGAAACUGCCCAGAAGGCGGCGGAGCAACAUCGGAAACUGGAUGAGGAGAAAGCAGCAGCAGAAACCAUUAAUGUAGGGGAGCGAUGUGAAGUGCGGUCGAUAGGUCAACCCACCAAGCGGGGUACAGUUAUGUACGUGGGUUUAACAGAUUUUAAACCUGGUCACUGGAUCGGAGUUAAAUAUGACGAACCAUUAGGAAAACAUGAUGGCAGUGUUGAGGGAAAACGCUACUUCACAUGUCCUCUGAAGUUUGGUGCCUUCAUCAAGCCUCAGUUUGUAGUAGUUGGAGACUUCCCAGAAGAAGACUAUGGUUUGGAUGAUGAGAUGUGACCUCCCGCAAUAUCUCUACUUUUUGCCUCUUACCUUAAAUACCUGACUUGCCCCACCCAUAUCCCAGUUUUGUUUUCUUUGCCAUUUGAUUCUUCUGACGAAACCACCAAUCCGCACCGUGACCGAAGAAGACAUCUUACUACACAAUGUCACAGCAAACGACUCCAUUUAGUCUCAGACUCAACUAAUAGACAAGGGGUAUGAGUGGGCGCGCAACUGGUUUUCAUACAGAAGACUCCAAAACUACAUAACCACACAUAAAUGUAAAAAUAACAUGACCCGCCCCCCACCAACAUCGAGAAACUAUACCUCCUAAAAUCCCCAAUAAAACACUCC
Bombina bombina (fire-bellied toad) is the source of this 1111-nucleotide messenger RNA. RefSeq names its product tubulin-folding cofactor B-like. Gene Ontology annotation, biological process: cytoplasmic microtubule organization; post-chaperonin tubulin folding pathway; tubulin complex assembly. Gene Ontology annotation, cellular component: microtubule plus-end; cytoplasm; nucleus. Bases 38 to 775 code for a protein of 245 amino acids. The transcript has a single exon. Gene Ontology annotation, molecular function: alpha-tubulin binding; microtubule plus-end binding. The record is from RefSeq and is a predicted model, not a curated record. Lineage: Eukaryota; Metazoa; Chordata; Amphibia; Anura; Bombinatoridae.